Molecule: messenger RNA, 1004 nt
Organism: Trematosphaeria pertusa
Lineage: Eukaryota; Fungi; Ascomycota; Dothideomycetes; Pleosporales; Trematosphaeriaceae
Exons: 4
Coding region: 153-788 (211 amino acids)
Source: RefSeq, a predicted model, not a curated record
UCAACAUAUUGUUCGCUUUAUGCAGCUAUAUAAGUACUUGACAUAGGUGCUCCUUUGCUAUCAGCUCCAGAUCAUCAAUUCCUCAGCUAUCGUCGACCGCUCCCCCCCCUCCGUGCUCCGUUCACCUUGGUAGAACGCAUUAUCAUUUCGAAAUGGGUAUUUUCAUGGCUCACCCAACCUGGCACGAAAAUUCGAGUAACCGGCCAUUUGUGACUCAUUAUCAUGACAGGCGGGGUACUGGGCGGUCAAUAGAUGUCUACGGGAGGGACUUCCAGGUUAGCCAGGUGGCUUCCCUAGACGAAUGCGCAGCAACGUGCACGAACACGACCGGUUGCGUAGGCUCUCACUUCGACGGAAAGAGCUGUUAUAUGGCUGGAGCGCUUCCACCCAAUAGCAAUACCAGUGUCGAUGAGGUGAUUCGCACUCUGGGCAUCGCACCACUGCCUACCCUAUGGUCCUGUGGCGACAACCUGGACACUUAUUGCACCUCCGGCGGCCACGAAGCGAACACCGGCUGCGUUACCCCAGACAACUUCACGAUCCGUUGCUCAAGUAGCUUCCUCGGCAACGAUAUGGCUGAUGGCGUACAUACCAAGGUACAGUUCUCGGUUUGCUUGGAGAUGUGCCAUGCCAGGAAGGGCUGUAUAGCUGUUUCAUUCAAGCCCGAGAAUGCGACGUCUGUGGGGAGCUGCUAUCUGAAGGACUCUCUUCAUCUCGGGUUCGAGACUGCGGAUGUCAUGGGUGCCUACCUGUCCACUGGCAGUUCUGGCCAGCUUAUCGCGGACUGAAAUGUGCCGUUUCUCCAGACCACGCCAGCGGCUUCGGCAAGGCGUGAUCCGGCACACACCGUCUUGACAUGCAACUUUGCUUGGAGCUUAUAUUGACCAGGCGUGUUCCAGUAGGCAGGUGGAGAUGAUAUGGGCUCGGCAUGCAUCUUGUUCGCGAUCGUUUUGAUUCUAUUCGUUAGUAGAGAGAGCGAGAGAGAGAGAGAGAGAGAAGUGGGA